This is a messenger RNA of Lacerta agilis (Sand lizard), 2434 nucleotides long. RefSeq names its product RBBP8 N-terminal like (gene RBBP8NL). NCBI's taxonomy places the organism in Eukaryota, Metazoa, Chordata, Lepidosauria, Squamata, Lacertidae. Gene Ontology annotation, cellular component: site of double-strand break. Gene Ontology annotation, molecular function: double-strand/single-strand DNA junction binding; double-stranded DNA binding; single-stranded DNA binding. Gene Ontology annotation, biological process: DNA double-strand break processing involved in repair via single-strand annealing; double-strand break repair via homologous recombination. The record is from RefSeq and is a predicted model, not a curated record.
GAGAGAGAAGACAGAUGAAGAGACGCUCCGGUCUGAUACUAAAAACUGGAUGGUAGAGAAAAACUGAACAGGAAGCACCUGGUUUCAUUUCUGCCCCGCCAAGUUGGGCACACCCCCGUGACCACACGGAGAUCAUGGCCGCAGAAAACUUUGCUGAAUUCUUGAACAAGCUGAAGGAAUUGCAUGAGAAAGAAGUCCAAGGCCUGCAAACAAAACUGAACGAGCUCACCAAUGAGAGAUGUCGAGACACCCAGAGAAUCGAAGAGCUGUUUGCCAAAAACCACCAGCUACGAGAGCAACAGAAAGUCCUAAAAGAAAACGUGAAAGUGUUGGAAAACAGGUUGCGAGCUGGUCUCUGCGACAGAUGCCAAGUGACCCAGGAGCUUGCGAAGAAGAAGCAACGCGAGUUUGGGAAGGCCCAUUUCCAGAGCCUUCAACACAUCUUCAUCCUCAGUAAUGAAAUGAACAAGGUGAGAGAGGAAAACAAGAGCCUGAGAGAAGAAAUGAAGAGGCUCUGCAGCACAGAGGACAGACAGAAGCCUCUGAGAGGGCCGUCGAGAGAAGGGAGCUCCAACCCCAACUCCCCGCUGCCCUUGAUCUCCACACAGAGCAGGAAAUCCAGCGCUGAGAAAUCCACAAGCCGAGAAGCGGAAGACGAGUAUGACGAACCGUUCGAUCAGUCUCCGGGACAGAGAAGCUCCCCGAGUAGCAGGGUCUCUCCGAACAUCCUUCUCCAGGGAGAACAUGCUCUUGAGAUGCAUUCUUCUCAGAGGAUAGCCAACCAGUUGCACGGAACAAUUGCGUUACUGAGGCCCGGCUCGAGAUCCUGCUCCCAGGAAAGAGAUUGUCCAGGAAGUGCCACCCCGCCCCCUGCAAGUGGAACGCCCCCACCCCCAGCUUCUGAUCGAAUCCCCAGCUUUGAAGCUUAUUUAAGAGCCAGCAAAUCGGACUGCCGGGAACUUGCUUCAUCUUACAAGGCUCUGAAGUUUGCCGCCAGAAAGGAGCAAUCCUGCCUCCCCAGCCAACACUUCGCCUUGCACCAUCUUGGGCUCCAGAGUAACUCCAGCAGCAGGGAAAGUGGUUUCCCUCACCGCUUACUAAUGGCCAGAGAGGCAGAAGGCAGAAUGAAGUCACAAGACGACUGGGAAGAUCAAGCUGCCAUCUUGGAUCUCCCCGGCGCUAUGGUGUACAUGAAGGACCGCCAUUUGGAGAACAGACUCCAGUUUCUUAAUCAUCAAGAGAAGCUCCGUUAUUUAUUGAUGCAGCAGCAGGAAUGCAAUGCCAAGAUGGAAGAUGGCUUAGAUCGUGCCGAUCGCCGAUCGCCUUCCCCACUGCUGAGGGCAGGCAAGGAGUGCAAAAAGGAAAGGUCCAGUUCGGGAGACUCUAGUGAGGGAACGCUCGGGCGAUUUCUUUUGAUCGACAGGGAAGAACUGGAGCAAGCAGAGAAGGCAGAAGUCAUGAGGGAGUAUCUCACAGAAGUACCCCUGGACCUAUCAGAUUAUGGAAGAGGAAGGGAGAAAUUGAAGGCAGCCAACCGGCAACCGUCCUCAGGGGAAGAGGAGCCUGGAAGUCCGAUUAAAAGGUCAGCUGAAGACCCCAUUCUUCAUAAAAGCGAUUUGUCCACCUGGCUCCACACAGCUGAACGUCUCCACAAGGGCAAAGAGUCAGAGCAGCUCAGCUCCUCCACACACGACAUAGUCACAUCUUUAAAUACUCACAUGAACAAACGUCCCACGUACAAGCCAGUGUCUUGCGACGCCACAGCCGAUUCAGAGACAAAGGUGCCUUUUGAAGCGCAGAAGCAAAAAGUGGAGCAGCCAGGUAGUGGAGAUUCUGAGUCGGUCAAUGAAGAAUCUGACGAGCCCAAAACAUCCGAUAGCGAGGUGAUUGGCGCUUGUGAUGAUGAAAGCCUCCGAGCGGCUCCCAUGAAAGAAAAAUACUGUUGCACAACCGAGAUCACUCAGAGAUCGCAAAAGAAGCGGAAAAGGGGACGCGAUUCGCCGACAAAGGCCUUUAAGAAGCCUGUGCAAGGCAGGCGUAAUGGCAAAGCAGCCCAGAUCCUAGCCGACGUGCAAGAAGCUCUAAAGAAACAGCAAGCCACAGCCCUGCUUCCAGCCACAAUGAAGACGAAGAGACAUAGCCUGAAUGUGUUCUCUCGCUGGAGCAGACCCUACCACUUGAACCAGUGUCAAAUAUUUCUGCUGUGAUAAGAAGCCCUUUAGUGGCCAGUUAUUCUCAUUGAAAUCAACCAGGUCGGCUCAAGCCUGCAGUGCUCAGGUGCCGUUCCUUCACAUCCCUGGCCGACAAGUGAAUUCAUGAGGACUAGUAACUUACUGACGGUCAAGGCACUCUGGAGAGCUUUACAAAAUUCUUCGGUUAAUUCUCCUGAGAUUUUGGCAGUGAGGUGGUUUGUUCCGCUCGGUUAUUCUAUGGU